Quercus lobata is the source of this 990-nucleotide messenger RNA. RefSeq lists its product as uncharacterized. NCBI's taxonomy places the organism in Eukaryota, Viridiplantae, Streptophyta, Magnoliopsida, Fagales, Fagaceae. The record is from RefSeq and is a predicted model, not a curated record. The transcript has a single exon. Bases 1 to 990 code for a protein of 329 amino acids.
AUGGGUGGUGGUAUCAUGAAUUCUGACUAUGAGAGUGAGGAGUUACUUAGCCUUGAUGAAUCAUCAUCAAGCAGUGAGGGUAGUGAUGAUUCAAGUGAUGAUGACAUCCCUAUUGCUGAGGUUGACAAUUCUAUUAGGAGCAGCAAAUAUCCAAUCUUUAGGCCAGUAGCCAAAGUUGAGAACCUUAGGUUUGAAAAGGAUAUGUUGUUCAUCUCAGCUAAACAAUUUAAAGAUGUUAUAACUGAUUAUGCAGUCCAUGGUGGGUGGGGUAUAAAAUUUGUGAAAAAUAAAUUGGUGAGAGUGAGAGCCCGAUGCCAGCCAGGGUGCAAUUUUGUUGCCUACCUUGCAAAGGUGCCAAGGGAGAAGAGUUUUAGAUUGAAAAUACUGAACAUGGAACACACAUGCAGCAGAAGCUAUAGAAAUCCAAGGUGCACAGCAUCAUACAUUGGGAAGAAGUUAGUGAAGAGGGUUAGGAGACAGCCUGGCAUAAAACUUAAGGAUAUUCAGGAGACUGUGCAUGAGAAAUAUGUGGUUAACAUAAGUGCAGGCAAGGCAAGUAGAGCUAGAGAGAAAGCUCAAGAUGCUGUUGAUGGGACCCACACUGCACAGUUCAACCAACUAUGGGAGUACUGUGAUGAGUUGAGAAGGUGCAGUCCUGAGAGCAUAAUAUUGAUGAAGGUGCAUACUUAUGAGGAUAGUGAUUUGGCAGCUGAGCAUGGAUUGGCAAUCGGGUUGCCAUAUUUUGAAAGAAUCUACAUCUGCCUUGAAGGUUGCAAGAAGGGCUUUUUGACAAGGUGCAGGCCAAUCAUUGGUCUAGAUGCAUGCCAUCUGAAGACCAAGAUAGGUGGUCAGCUGAUGUGUGCUGUUGGCAGAGAUCCCAAUGAUGAAUACUUCUCAUUCGCAUAUGCAGUAGUAGAGGCUGAAACAAAGGACAGUUGGACCUGGUUUCUUAAUUUAUUGCUUGCUGACAUAGAAUAUGACAAGCAAUAG